AUGGAGGAUGAUAGCUUUGACUCCGUGAUAAGAAACUACCAGUGUAAAGUCUGCAAAAAAGCUUUUAAAGACAACUCCAAGCUCAGAAGGCACAAUUUGGUCCACACAGGUGAAAAACCAUUUAAAUGUCCAUAUUGUGAAAAAUGCUUCUCAGUUGAUUUUAAUCUCAAAACUCAUAUUCGGAUCCAUACUGGGGAAAAGCCUUAUAAGUGCCCAUACCCUGGAUGCAUCAAAUCGUUCACACAAGCUGGUAAUUUAAAUACUCAUAAAGAGAUUAAGCAUAGUAUGAAGCGUCAAGAUAAGCUUCCAAUAAUUAUACAUAAUUCUGAAGGUGUAGAGCAUAAGCUUAUAUCUGGGACUUUAUGGGAGGUAGAGCAAAUGAAAAUAGCUGUAGGUAGUGUAAAAUUUCAAUUUAAAUAA
Blepharisma stoltei is the source of this 420-nucleotide messenger RNA. Lineage: Eukaryota; Ciliophora; Heterotrichea; Heterotrichida; Blepharismidae. The record is from the annotation of a GenBank genome assembly.